Messenger RNA from Scophthalmus maximus (turbot), 3030 nucleotides. It is a transcript of the gene rogdi, whose product is annotated as rogdi atypical leucine zipper. The record is from RefSeq and is a predicted model, not a curated record. Lineage: Eukaryota; Metazoa; Chordata; Actinopteri; Pleuronectiformes; Scophthalmidae. Gene Ontology annotation, cellular component: RAVE complex. The transcript has 11 exons. Bases 126 to 1019 code for a protein of 297 amino acids.
AUUUCCGACAACUCGUAAAGGCAACAGAACCUCCGCUAAGCUACUUGAAGUGAGGCUCCUUCAUCCCAAGGAGAGGAAAGCGUAGAAGGUGUGGCUCGAGGGUUUGCAUCUUUUCACCGCACAAAAUGCUGAACCCGCAGAGGUCUCUGUCCGAGCUGCCCAAGAUGUCCGCUGCCAGUCAGGUGGAGAGAGCCGUGCUGGAGGAGGAAUUCAACUGGCUGCUUAAAGAAGAAGUACAUGCUGUUCUAAAGCAGCUCCAGGAUGUCCUCAAGGAAGCAUCUAGACGUUUCUCAAUGCCGACGCCAGGCCUGGAGAGUCAGCUCAAACAGGAAAACUUCAUCCUUGGCAGCUCAACCAUGGAUCAGGUGAAGGGGGUGCUGACUCUGCAGGGAGAGGCUCUGACUCAGGCUGACAUAAAUCUGAAGGUUGCGAAAAGUAGCCAGGUGCUGCACUUUCAGUUCAGAGAGGACAAGCAGUGGAAGCUGCAGCAGAUCCAGGAUGCCAGAAACCAUGUGAACCAGGCUCUGCAGCUUCUGAACAGUCGUGAUGAGAGCUACCACUUCCAGACGGGGGCUGAGGUCAAUAAGCUCAUGGAUGCAGUGAUGCUGCAGCUGACACGAGCACGAAACCGCCUCACUACCCCAGCAUCCAUGACAAUGCCUGAGCUGGCCACCAGUGGUCUGAUGAAAAUGUUCACUCCUCCCAUGCCUGGCGAUGUGAUGGUGAACUUUUACAUCAACUUAAGCAAACUGUGUCUGACUGUCUACCAACUUCAUGUGCUGCCUCCCAACACCACUAAGAAUUUUAAGCCAGCUGGAAGUUCAGUGUUGCACAACCCUGGAGCAAUGUUCGAGCUCAACAACAACCGUUUCGAGGUGAGCCACGUUCACAAGGUGGAGUGUGUGGUGCCUUGGCUCAAUGAUACGCUGGUGUUCUUCACCAUCUCCCUGCAACUCUGUCAGCAGCUCAAGGACAAGAUAUCAGUCUUCUCUAGUUUCUGGAAUUACAGACCUUUCUAAUCAUCCUCCAGUCAAUCCUCCAGACUAACCGCACAUGUAAGGGACAUCCUGGGAAGGAUUUUAUUUUCUAAUGUAUUGGUCAUCCACUCAUUCAGUCCGAGGUGUUGCAUGAUUAGGUGAAGGAGCCAAUCAAACCCCAACAGAUAUCAAUAUUUGCCAUUCCCAGUCAUGUUGGCCUUGCUGACUGACAUUCCUCUUAUCUGUGUAUUGCAUCUCACAGCACUGACUUGAACUUCUGAAAGAAUGAAUGUUAUUGUUGUUGAUUUAUCAUUAGAAUAAUUCAAGCUACUUAAAACUUACUUAGUAUUUAUCCCAACGUUAUCAUCUGAGCUGUCUUGGGUAGAAAACUAAUGUGUGUACUUGGGGUUGGAAGACUGAGAAGCUGUAAGAGCUCAUAGUGGGAUUUUUUUCUAACAUUUUUACAUUCAGACACAUGUGGUACGAAACACAUGGUCCUGCAUUCUUCCACAUGUUUUAAAGACCCUUCAAAAAUAUUUACACAACUAGCUUCAUGGGUGCAUUUUCACACCAUAAUUUGCAAGAAGGUACAGUAAAUACAGGAAAAAAAGUGCUAAAAUCCUCAUUGCUAGACAAUGUGAGACCUUGGUUAGCUACUUCCCCAAAAGCUGCUACAGUUUGUUUGCUCUGCCGCAUCCCAGAAUACAAUGCACAAUAGGCUACAGGAGCCGUUUAGCUCAAAGAUGGUAGUUGGGUUGUAUCAAGGUCAGAUCAAAGCACCAGAAUCAGAUAUAAGUGGCUAAAAGGUGCAUGAAAACACACACACACACACACACACACACACACACACACACACACACACACACACAUUAUUAUUUUGGCUAGAUCCACACUGAUAAAUUUCUUGUUUUAAAACAAAUCACUUCCAAUGUCUAUGCCUGGUGUCCACACUACUCCGGAGUUUCCGAGCGCCCAAACCUGAGUCAUUUGGAAAUGAUGAUGCAGGUUCUUCUCAAUCAUGACUCGACUACCAGUGGUGAAUGCAAAGCUUUGUUAAUGACGACAAGGUUGAACUGUUACUAACAGUAAGAGUUAGGAACUCUUUGCAUUCACCACUUGUUGUCGAGUGGUUGGUACUAAUCUAAUGGCUGAUUAGAACCAACCACGAAGCAAAUGCGGAUGACUACAUUAUAGUUUAAAAAAGUUUCUUUCUUUAGUAGUGUUGACACAAGGCGUAAAUAUAGCAAAAGUGUUGCAUUCAAAAAAUUAGAUAUAUUAGUGUGGACAUAUUCUUGAAUUCUUUUAAAGAAGGUUUAAAUUUCUACAUUAACAAAAUAUCCAUGUAUAUUGAAUUGAGCACUGUUGCUGGUUAUAGUCAAUACACUGUAGUUACCCAAUUAAAGGAAUGUUUUAACAUUUUUGGAAAAACGCUUUUAUUCUGUUUCUUGUUUUCUUAAAAAACAAGUUAAUAAGUUUAGUAUGAUACGAUUCUCAUGUGGAUGAGCUACAACCAGGUGCCAGUUAGCUUAUGAUAGCUUUGAGACUAGAAACGGGGAGCGACAACUGUCCUGCCCAAAGUGCCCUCUGGAUGUGUUUCAGUAUCAUCAAUUCUGUAAUUGUGCUUAUUAACCAGUGAUGAGUAAUCAGGACACUUGAGGCUUGAGUUUAAAGCAGAAUUCAAUAAGUUGAUCAAUUAUCAAUGCUGGGUGCACAAAUUAUUUAUAGUAAGACAGUGUGACUUGGAAUGCUAAAAAUGAAGAGAGAAAUCUCCCCAGUGAGGAGAUACAAAAGUAUUCUGUAAACAUUUCCCACUGUGGGUUCUGAGGGGAUAAACCAGUCGGUCACUGUUAAGCUAUCAGCCACGUCAAGUGUUUGUCUGUUCUAUGUUCUAUUUAUUUGAUAUAUUUUGCACACUUUGUUGAUUCCCUGUGAACCAAACACUAAUCCAAUUAUGAGCAAAUUACUUCAUUCCAGUAAGUGUUAUUCUGUAUUUUGAAAAGUUGCUUAUCAUACAAUAUGAUUUAUCCGUGCAAUAAAAUGUCCUAAACACUAA